Molecule: messenger RNA, 849 nt
Organism: Cladocopium goreaui
Lineage: Eukaryota; Dinophyceae; Suessiales; Symbiodiniaceae
Source: the annotation of a GenBank genome assembly
AGGGUGGCGCACUUCACGUCUGCGUUGGCCCGCUUCAUGUUCGAGCGGUUGUACUCUGGGUUGAUAUUCGAGCGGGAGCAGCUGAAUGCGCUGGCAGCUUUGAGCAUGAGAGCUCGAGAAGAAGGACGAAGCAUUGUCUAUUUGCCCAGUCACAAGAGCCACAUUGAUUACCUCGUCUUGCAGUUCUCGCUCUGGAAUCUAGGAUUGGGCGCGCCUGCAAUAGCUGCCGGUGAAAAUCUGAAUCUUCCCAUGGUUGGUUCGUUCUUUGGCCGAAAUGGAGCUUUCUACAUCCGCAGGAGCUUCGGUGGUGAAGAUAGCGAGUUGUAUUCCACUGUUGUGGCCGUGUACUUGGAGGGCUUACUUCGUCGAGGAGCAAAUGUGAAAUUCUUUUCCGAGGGUGGUCGCAGCCGCAGUGGCAAGUUGUUACAACCCAAGAUUGGCUUGCUCGGCAUGAUCGUGGACCCUAUUCUCUAUGGAGUGGUUGAAGAUGCGUACAUCGUGCCUGUUUCCAUCUACUACGACGGGGUGAUGGAAACUGAGAGCUAUGUGCGUGAGCUGUUGGGAAGCGCUAAGCGAAAGGAAAGCCUCAUUGGUGUCCUUGGACAAGGAAAGCACCUAUUGGCAAUGCCUCGCUCACGUUUUGGAAAUAUACAUGUUCGAUUUGCUCCUGGAUUUAGCGCAAAGAGCUACAUUGAGAACCUCAUCGCCUUGCAGCAAUCUUCAGUGACUAGGGCCAACUUCAAUCCUCGGAUCUCUCCCGGAGACAAGGGCAUCCUAUUGAAGGCACUGGCCUACCAUGUGUUGGAAGAGAUCAAUCGAUCCUCCAGCGUGACCCCAACUGCCCUGGUC